This is a messenger RNA of Salvia splendens (bonfire salvia), 1065 nucleotides long. RefSeq names its product probable plastid-lipid-associated protein 4, chloroplastic. The annotation marks the transcript as partial. The record is from RefSeq and is a predicted model, not a curated record. NCBI's taxonomy places the organism in Eukaryota, Viridiplantae, Streptophyta, Magnoliopsida, Lamiales, Lamiaceae. The transcript is spliced from 4 exons.
UACACACCUUCAAUCCUUUCCCAUCUCCCAUGGCCUUAUCUGCCCUCUCUCCGCCGUUCGCCACCUUCUCACCCCCGGAUCUCCGCCACCCCCCAACAGCAGCCGCCCCUUUUCCGGCCAACAACUCGACACCUCCAUCUCAGCGUAAAUGGACCGCGAACGCCUCAUUCUUCUUGGGUUCAUCGAAAAAACAAGAGGAGCACCUACGCAGAAGCCGUAAAGCAAGAGCUUCUCGACGCCAUUCGCCCUCUCGACUGCGGCGCCGACGCCACCCCUGAAGAUCAAAAACUCAUCGAUCGUCUUGAAGCAGUGAAUCCGACAGCGCAGCCAGUGAAGUCUGAUCUGCUGAAUGGGAAGUCGGAGCUUAUUUACACCACUUCACAACCUAUUUUGCAGACAUUGAGGCCUAAGGUGUUUAGAAGCAGAAGAAACUAUCAAGCAAUCAAUGCAGAUACACUUCGGGCUCAAAACAUGGAAUCUGCACCUUUCUUCAAUCAGGUUACUGCAUAUUUGACAAUUUUGAAUGCUAAAAAGGUGGGUGUUAAAUUCGACUAUUUCAAGCUUGGAGGUUUGUUAAGUCAUCUAGAAAGAAAGUUAAUUAGUGUAUAAUAUUUUUAGAUAUGUGACUGUCUUAAUUAUGCUAUAAAUUAUACUCCACUGUUCCACUUUAUAAAAUGGCUCAUGUUAUUAGGUGCAGUUGUUAGAGUGUAAUCAUAGUUAAAUAUUUUAAUUAAAAAAAAGAGAGAGAGAGAAAUUCUAUUUGGAAUAUAGACAUUUUGGGGGACAAACUAACAAAAAUUUGGACAUAUUGAAUGGAUGGAUGGAGUACAUAAUAGUUUCAAUUCUCACAAUUUUUUUUCUUUUUCUCUUUUCUGUUCUAUAUCAUGUUUUAUCAAUUACACAUUAAAACUUGUGGUGAUUUGCAGAUACCUGUAAAAGCUCCUGCAAAUGUUGUAGAUACUAAACUGAUACAUUUGAUCUUAGCCAACCAAGAAAGAUAUGAACUUUUACUUUUAAGAUAACUUUAUUAUUAUAUCGAGUGGGAAAAGAGUACGAGAUUAAUCA